UGUUCCUGAUGUCCUGCUGCCUCUCCUCCUCUUCCUCUCUCAGGAUGAAGAUGAUCUCCAGGAUCCUGCUGCUCCUCAUCCUCAGCUCAUGUCUCUGUGCAACAUUUGUAGUGAAUGUGACACAGAGCAGCUAUCAGGCACAGGAGAACCACAGCAUCACUCUGGAGUGGACCUUCACCACCAAGACUCAGGGAUCCUGGAGGGAACUGUUCAUCUACUGCAGCUUGUUGGCUCCUCAUAAAGAACUGGUUCUGUAUCAGGUCCAUGAAGGUGUUGAGUUUCCAGAUUCUCAAUAUGAACAGUUUUCAGGACGAGUCCAGAUUGACAAAGACGUCCUCAGAGAAGGACGAAUCCGACUCCAUGUGUCCAGACUGAGGACUGAAGACUCUGGUCUGUAUCUGUGUGACGUGAAAACUGAAGAUGGUUCCAGCAAUGCAGAAUGUCGACUCAACAUUACUGCAUAUGAAAAUGGAGCCCAAGGCAACUUUCCUGUUCCUGGAGGAUCUGAUCCUGGAGUUAUUGGUGGUGUUGUUGUUGGUGUUGUUAUUGGAGCACUCAUCAUCCUCGCCUUCAUCACAUACUGUGUUGUACGUCACCUCAUAAUCUAUGUUGUACGUCGCCACAGAGGUAAACAAAUUUUUCCAUGCUGGAACAACAAGUCUCAAAAUGAACAAGGGAUAAAUGAUGGAGAUCGCAGAGGAAAUGGCAAACCAAGAGAUGGAGCUGAAGAAAAACCUUUACAGGACCUGGGAAAACCAAACCAAAGUGUCUGAAUUCAUCAUUCUGACCUGAAAUCUCCUUCAUAUCACUUGUUGGUAUGAAAACUGUUACAUGUAUAGAACUGUGAAUAAUAAUGAAAAAACUGUAUGCAUUAAACCCAAAAGCAAAUCCUUCAUAUUAGAUCAAAGAUUUAAUAAUCUUUUCUUGAGAUAAAAAAAAGGAUGAAGAAUCAUGUAAGUUAAAAAAGAACAUUUUAUGUCCAUAACUGUUUCUGUAGUUUAGAGUCUCUUACUCAGCUUUUGAAAACUGAUUUUUCUUGAAAAGUAUUUUUUAAUAUCUUCAAAAGUUGACAGACUUGAUCCCCAGCUUGUUCCUACAAAAGGUUUUUAAUUUAAUUUCUGUCAGUGAAUCUUAUUUUUAAUGUUCACACUCUUGUUAUGGUCAAAGCCUCGUUACCUCUUAAAUGAGAAGGAUCAAACCACUCACCCAAAUUGUUCUGAAGGCCAUGUUGUAGUUCCUAGCUUCGUCACCAGGUGGCGCGGCCGUCUGUGAGUAGUAGUUCUUUUUCAAACCAAAACAUUGUUUGAGAAGCCGUGCAGGUCAGCGGACGUGGUGUUUGAAGGUGGUUUUGUUAUUUUGUUCGAGUGUGCGUCCAUAUGAAUGGUAGGUUGCAGUGUAACAGACGUAUAACAGCGUUAUAACACAAAUUAUUUACCUUAUCUCUGCAUUUUAUGACAUAGUCGUCAAUUUUUAAAGUAAAAUUUUGGAAUUUAUUUAUUUACUUUGAAUGAAAGUCUUGAAAAAACAUCUGAGAUGUUGAUGCUUUCCAACAUUCAUCAUCCAACACUAAAUACAAACAUAACAAUCU
Xiphophorus hellerii (green swordtail) is the source of this 1588-nucleotide messenger RNA. RefSeq lists its product as uncharacterized. The transcript has 6 exons. The coding region runs from base 9 to 773 and encodes 254 amino acids. NCBI's taxonomy places the organism in Eukaryota, Metazoa, Chordata, Actinopteri, Cyprinodontiformes, Poeciliidae. Gene Ontology annotation, cellular component: external side of plasma membrane. The record is from RefSeq and is a predicted model, not a curated record. Gene Ontology annotation, biological process: cell surface receptor signaling pathway; negative regulation of T cell proliferation; cellular response to lipopolysaccharide.